UCAAGAUCCUUAAUGAUAUUUGCAAGAGCCCUUUUUUCCCAAAUAAGCUUACAUUCACAAGUACAGAGGAAUUCACAGAGUUGGGAUUUGGACCUACCAUUUCAGGGACCACCAUUCAGCCCAUCAUACAACCUAUACCUCAAAGUAAAUUAAGGUGGCUCCCAACCCCAUUUCCCUUGCCAUAUCAAAGGGAGAGGGAUGGGCCUCACAGGACCCUAUGUGCAUGGCCCGCACCCUGGGCCCCACGGCACACUUGGCUCUGGGGGCUCCUUGGCCCUGACCCGGCCCUGUCCAGCUUCAACUUCUGUCUGGUGGGAGCAUGAGUCCAUGUGCCCCUGCUAAAGCAAUCACCUCCUUCUGCCUCUGAGCCAGCCAGACCAAGGCUCACACUCAGAAGAACUAUUUUCCAGAGAAACUGUUUGCAUCUGUUUUAAGCUUGUGUCCUUGGGAACCUCCAUCUCUGCAGAGCUCACUGGCUGGAAAGCGAAUGCUUUUCAUUAAGGUGGCAGGAAGUACCUGAGUCCCAGCCAGUGUGGAAGAGGGAAAGGUCCACUGGCUAGCGGGGGAGGGGGGGGGAGCGGCGCAAAGCAAGCUGCCUUCUCCUGCCGUCGGGGCCGCUCUCCGUGCGUCCUCAGGAUGGGCUGCCCGCGGAGGAAGACCCUGUGUUUCUUCCUUAUUUUCGCGCCUGUAUAUCUGCAUGGGGCUUUGUCACAGGAAGCCAGCCCUGCAGGGCAGAGAAAACCAUUUUUCGAGAGGCUCCGAAGGCUAGAAGAGCAGUUCCGGAGGUUCCAAGAGGUGACCUUAACACACCUGCAAGGCCUUGCCAGUAACUACAACCUGUCCUACAACAUUGACACUCGGUUCCAGAGCCUGGCCCAGGACACCCAAGCGGUGGCUCUGGCGGUGAACCAGUCGCAGGCCACCCUGCAGAGUGACCUGAGCCACCUCAAGACCUGGAUGCAGAAGACACGGCGCAGAAGCCGGAAGGUGGACUCUAGGCUGCUGGCCUUGGGUGCUGCCCUGAGUGAGAGGGACAGGCAGCGUACCCAGGAGGGGAAGGAGCGGGAAGCACAGAGGGAUGCCCUCUCCAGCCUGGCUCUGGACCUGAGGGCCCUGCAGGACGCGCUGGCUCGCCUCACACACCUUGUGCAGGGCCAGGGUGCCAGGCUGGCUGCUCUCGAGGGGCAGCUGCAGGUGGCUGGCCCUGGCACUGUUGCCCCGGGGCUGACCCCAGCACAGCCCCCCACCCUGCCUGGGCACCCAAGCCCCAGCUCCCCAAGGCUGCAGAGGGGAAGGCAGGUGCUCAGAGCUUCACCUGCGACUGGGGACCCACCCCAGGACUUUGCUGGCCAUCCGCAGGGGACACGGGCACCUCCUGGCCCAAGCAGCCAGUGGGCAUGGCCCCCCGAGAGCCCAGGAGAGACCUGUGACGUGGGCCCUGUGCUGGUCUUCCCGAAUGCCUCCACCCAGAACGUCGCCUUCCUCAGCCCCGGCUUCGCCUCAGGCCUGCGAGCCCUGUCUGUGUGCAGCUGGGUGCGCAUGGCCUCAGGCCACUUGGGCACCCUGCUCUCCUAUGCCACCGAGGAGAAUGACAACAAGCUCGUGCUGCACGGCAGGGACUCCCUGGUCCCUGGCUCCGUCCACUUUGUGAUUGGAGACCCAGCCUUCAGGGAGCUGCCCCUGCAGCCGCUGCUGGACGGCCGGUGGCACCACGUGUGUAUCAUCUGGACAUCCACACUGGGCAGGUACUGGGUCCACGUGGACCGCAGGCUAGUGGCCACGGGCUCCCGCUUCAGGGAGGGCUACGAGAUCCCUCCAGGAGGGUCCCUUGUGCUGGGCCAGGAGCAAGACAGCAUGGGGGGCGGCUUUGACAGCUCUGAGGCCUUUGUGGGGAGCAUGGCAGGCCUGGCCAUAUGGGACCGGGCACUGGUCCCUGGGGAGGUCGCAAAACUUGCCACUGGGAGGGAGGUCCCGGGGGGCGCCAUCCUGACACUGGCCGAUGCCCAGUGGGUAGGCGGAUUCGUGCAGCGGGCGAACUGCAGCUGCCUGGAGCUGUGUCCCUGAGGCCUGGGCACGCCCACUGUGUCACGCUCUGGGCCGGACAGGAGCAGCCUCAGCAGCACUCAGCACCCUGACCCCUGCACAGCCCCUAGAGGGCCCCUCUGCAACUGGGGAGGGGACCGGGCAACGCGGGAAGGGAAUGGGCAACAGGUGGAGCGGGGCCGGGCGAGGACGCAGGCAUUGCCGCGUGGAGUCCUACGGGCUGUGCCAUCAUUCAGGCAGGGAGCGCAGGACCCCAUUGGGGCCUCUCAUCUGGGCUGCGUUUGCAGCAGAGAACCCCAUUUUCCUGGAAACCAUGUGGGUGCAUUUGAGCUGCCGUGGCCCUCCCCCGGGUGGCUUGUGAAAGUGUCCCCCUUGCUCUCACAUCCCUCAGGAAAGGGACCGGGAAUCCAUUUCCUGCCCCCAAAGCUACCACGCCCUUGGCUGGGUGCCCUGGGGGUUCCCCUGGGGGUUCCCCUCGUGGCUCAGGAGCAAGCUAUUCAGAAACAAACAUGGCCAGGGGGGCAGUGCCCUUAGCUGCCCCGCGGGAGCACCACUGGAGCAUGCGCCCUAAGGCCCACCCAUGAGACCCCACAGCGCACGUUUUAGCAAAUUUACUGAGUUGUGCAACCAUCAUCACAAUCCAGUUUUAGAGUGUUUCCGUGUCCCGCCCCCCGCCCCCCCUGCCAGUCAUACCUGUUAGGGGCCACUGCUGUGCCCCCAGCUCCGGCGACCCCUGACCGCUCUCUGGGCUGAAUGGCCUGUUCUGGGCCUUGGACGGUUCACCUAAUGGAGUCACGUGCUAUGGUCUCAUGGCGCUUCAUCCCUGGUGGGUAUUUGGGUUGCUUCCAGUCUCUGGCUUUUGUGAAUAAAGCUGCU
Canis lupus familiaris (dog) is the source of this 2919-nucleotide messenger RNA. It is a transcript of the gene PTX4, whose product is annotated as pentraxin 4. Lineage: Eukaryota; Metazoa; Chordata; Mammalia; Carnivora; Canidae. The record is from RefSeq and is a predicted model, not a curated record. Bases 637 to 2064 code for a protein of 475 amino acids. The transcript is spliced from 3 exons.